Molecule: messenger RNA, 557 nt
Organism: Condylostylus longicornis
Lineage: Eukaryota; Metazoa; Arthropoda; Insecta; Diptera; Dolichopodidae
Exons: 2
Coding region: 69-419 (116 amino acids)
Source: RefSeq, a predicted model, not a curated record
AAAAUAUUUCAUAAAAAUAAAACAAUUAAUGCAAUGAAUUGUAUAAAAUAAUAUUCUGUGUUAGGAUAAUGGAUUUCUUAAGAGACAGUGAUGAAAGUACAAACAACUCUGAGUUAGAUGAAGAUUUUGACAGUGACGAUUUUGUGCGAGAUCCAGAUAAAAAAUUUUGUAAAAAUUGCUCAAUUGGUAAAUUAUUUACAUUUCAGAUUUUAAAUAAUUUUUUGUUUUUGCACUAUUCAUUUUUACGUAUACUUUCAGCCUCCUCAUCUCGAAAUAGUCUAGAAGUUUUAGCUUUACCAAAUGUAGUAUCCUCAUAUACUUCAUGUGUUUUUUCUUUCUUUGUAACAUAUUAUAUAUCGCUUAAAUUAAUAUUUUUAAAAUCUCACUGUGGUACUCGUACAACAACUUGUAAGAGAUAACUUCAUAUUAAAAAUUGGAAGCAAAAUAAGCGAAUAAGGGAAGGUAUAUAAUUAAAACCUCUUUGCCAACUUACAUGUUACUAUCUUUACACUUUUGAUGAUGACUACAAUAACAAAAUAUUCCGAGCCUUUUGGCAG